Messenger RNA from Solea solea (common sole), 404 nucleotides. RefSeq lists its product as uncharacterized. NCBI's taxonomy places the organism in Eukaryota, Metazoa, Chordata, Actinopteri, Pleuronectiformes, Soleidae. Bases 27 to 404 code for a protein of 125 amino acids. The record is from RefSeq and is a predicted model, not a curated record. The transcript has 4 exons.
ACACACAAACACACUGGUCAGGACAGAUGGCAGAGUCUGAGCGAACAUCUGAACCCAUCAACUUUGUGCAUCAGGAUGAAAUCUGGAAAGCGCAUGUAAAGCUGGAGAAGGAUUCAGCUGAGAUCUGGCCCAACAAGUGGGGCUUCCUGACUGAGGUCUACAAGGAGUACAAGACGGAGAAUAUGAGGCUGAAGGAAGCAGAGAGAGCGGAGCCACAACCUGUGACCCCUCCAGACAAAUACAUCCACGUUGGCCCCUCCCCCCCAAUUCCUCGGACAACUCAGGCCCUGAUUGGUUGGCGCUCGGGUCACUCACAUUUACAGCUGGAUAAGUAUGGCGUGGUGCAUCAUGGGAGGCGUAGUUUUCUGAAGGAGCUGGGCUGGCCCUUUGACGCUUGUGGCUGA